GGAGACUGACCGUGACGUAGAAUGUAGUCGACGCUACAGCGCACAUCUGACCUGAAUCUGACCGACAACACGAUUUUAAUGACCAAAACAUGAGAAUAACACGGUACAGCAGCGUCUGUCGGGCUCUUUAGCUUCGUAUUUUAUGUUUUAUCAUGUUUUCAUACAUUGCUAAAUCUAGGGGGUCUUUUUAUGAGUUAGUUUUUCAUCUUUGACGCCGAUAAACGUGUGCUAGUCCAAGAUGACAGUUCCAGCUCUGCACAACUCGGGAGUCCUGUACAGACGGGUCCUGUCCCAGUUUCCUCAGGACAUCAGUUUAGCUUUCGCCUAUGGAUCUGGAGUGUUCAAACAGCAGGGGACCAGUCAAGGUCAAAUGGACAAAAACAUGCUGGAUUUUGUGUUUGCUGUGGAUGACCCGGUGACAUGGCACACUCUAAACCUGCUCCAAAAUCGAAAACACUACUCCAUCCUCAAGUUACUGGGGCCUACCAAGAUCAGUUCUAUUCAAAACGAUUAUGGAGCUUCAGUGUACUACAACACACUGGUUCCUAUGGACGGAAGGAUAAUAAAGUAUGGUGUAAUGAGCACUGACUCCCUCAUUGAUGACUUAAUGCACUGGAAAACCCUGUAUGUUGCUGGACGCCUUCACAAACCAGUGAAGAUGCUGGUGCAGAGUGACAAUGGAAAAAUCAGAGCUGCUCUUGUGGCUAAUUUAAAAAGUGCUGUAACCGCCUCUUUUCUUAUGCUGCCUGAGAGCUUCAGUGAGGAGGACCUAUUUCUACAGAUUGCUGGCCUUUCUUAUGCCGGCGAUUUUAGGAUGGUGAUUGGAGAAGAUAAAUCCAAAGUUGCCAAUAUCGUCAAAGACAACAUUCAAUACUUCAGAAUCCUGUACAACAACAUUUUAAGAGACUGUCCACAGGUCGUCUACAAGCCCCAGCAAGGAAGACUGGAGGUGGAUAAGAGUCCUGAGGGCCAGUUCGUUCAGCUCAUGGCAUUACCUCGAACGCUGCAGCAGAGAAUUACAAAGUUAGUGGAUCCUCCGGGAAAGAACCGCGAUGUGGAGGAGAUCUUGCUGCAGGUGGCUCAGGACCCCGACUGUGGAGCUGUCGUACAACAAGGAAUCUCAUCAAUCGUCAAGUCCUCCAGUAUAACACAGAGUAUCAAAGGCAUUGCUACCGCUGGCAUGUGGAAGACCGUCUCCUACAGCUCAAAGAAACUCAUUAAAAUGUGGAAGGGCUGGAGGAGGAAGCCCGCUGUGUCCCAGAUGUCCUGAUUUUAUCUAACUAAAAGACUCACAUUUGUCCUUUGACUGAAGUGUCUCACCUCAUGUCCCCACUAUAAAACAAGACCAAAGGGAGCACUGCUAAUGGCCUUUACCUCAAUGUUAAUGAUUUAGAAAGGCCCAAGUUUCAAUAGUACAACUGAAAACCUUUUAGGGGACUGUGAACAAGAGACUGGAGACUGCACUGCUGCUAUCCUGCUACCACAGAUUAAGUCUGUCCAGGAAAACACUGAAAGGGAAAUGGGGAAUUAAAUAGUACCUAAAGUAUAUGUUUAAUUGUCAAAAUCACCAUCAUGAAUGAUUUGUGUCACUCAUCUGAACCUUGGUUCAUCACCUCACCAGGACCUAUGUACCUUUAUAUUUUUAAUAAAUAAUAAUAAAAUCCACUGACC
Periophthalmus magnuspinnatus is the source of this 1671-nucleotide messenger RNA. It is a transcript of the gene tamm41, whose product is annotated as TAM41 mitochondrial translocator assembly and maintenance homolog. The record is from RefSeq and is a predicted model, not a curated record. Lineage: Eukaryota; Metazoa; Chordata; Actinopteri; Gobiiformes; Gobiidae. The transcript is spliced from 8 exons. Gene Ontology annotation, molecular function: phosphatidate cytidylyltransferase activity. Gene Ontology annotation, biological process: cardiolipin biosynthetic process; CDP-diacylglycerol biosynthetic process. The coding region runs from base 239 to 1270 and encodes 343 amino acids. Gene Ontology annotation, cellular component: mitochondrion.